CCGAUGCGGCGGCCCGUGAGAGUGAGCGUGCUCGUGCAGAGGGACUUCGAGGAGCUGAGCGCCGCGGGGUGCUUGUCUGCACCUUGCCCAAAGCCCGGGCUGGCUCCCUGUGGCAUCGCGUGGCAGGCGUUGCUGCAGAGCGCAUGCGUGCAUUCGCUGCGAUGGUCGCAAGAGGUCAAGGUCCGGAUCUACUGCUGCGGAUGCCCGUUGAAGCACACCGUCCACUUCAACGGGGAAGCGCUUGGCCUGUAUGCGUGGAGCAGAGCCAUCAUCGUCACGCAAGAGUCCUGCCAGCUCCUGCUCCGUUCGGUUCAAGGGACCGGAUCCGCGUUCAGCGCCCUGAUCAGCGCACAGAAGGCGGUUCGGACGCUCUUCUCACCGGGAGCCGCUCCCUCUCUCAGCGAGGAGUCGUGGCGGAAGGUCUGCUUGGCCUUCUUCCGGCUGUGUGGGCGAAGCAUCCUCGAGUGCUGCAGCCUUUGCGGGCCUCACCCAGACGUUCUGCUCUGCGACGGUAUUGUCGGGCUAGCGUGCGCGGAUGGUAGCCGAUCGAAAGGGGGGCUGGCGCGGACGGCGGCAAGCGAACUCCGGCCUUUCACAGCUCCGAGUCGUGACAGUUUGGGGGGGACCGUCGUGAAGCACAUGGAAGCCGGUGUGAACUUCAGUGCGACUGCGCUGGAGGGGCGGGGGCUGAAGCGGCGCUUGAUCCACCAGCCGGAGCUGCGGGCUCUGCUGGCGCGGUACAGCCAACAUCAUCCAAAGGACCCGGAUCUGGGGGCGCAGCUGAGUGGGAGUGAAUUCCAAGAGCUGCUGGAGCAGAUCGGGCAGAUCCGAUCGAAGAACCGAGCUGCACGGCUGCUGUUGGAGGGGAUCCGGGGGGAGACCCUUGCUGCUUCGGGCGUCAACCCCGGUCGAGUGCGUUCGCCGCGAAAGUGGUGGGCGGAAGUGCUCUACGCUCUGGGGGCCCCUCAGACCGUCGCUGACGACAGCAACCUGAUCCAGCAUGGAGCGGCUCUGGCUGUUGUUCGGACGAUCCUUCUGGAGGGUUCAGCAGACGAGGGGGGAAAGGCCGUGCUGGCCGAGCAUGCGCCCAUCCUUCGUCGGUUGCUGGACAACCACGACGGAGUGUUUCCGGCCUUCUUUCUCCCCACGCUGCACCACUUGUACCGGCUGACGUUGUUCGGACGCGGGGCGGUCGGGCUGGGGCCACCGAACCCCUCCGUGUAUGCUCUUAACCAAGCCGAGCGCGAGCUGCUGCACGAUCGGCUAGGGCUCUCCGGGGACGGACGGCUCCUCGAAGCGCUCCCCGAAAACCACCCGUACAGCCGAGAGCAGACUGUGCUCGGCUGCUAUCCCCUUCCCGGUUGGGAGCAGAAGCGGCCCCUGCCCCAGUACAAGCCGUUCGAGGAUGAGCUUGGUCGGGCCGUCGAAAGCAGCGAGGAGCACCGCUGUAAAAGCGGUCUCACGGUCGGGGAAUAUGAUGCCAAGGUUGCGGCUGCCAAGAGUGAGAAAGCGGGCAAGCGGCUGCAAAAGCAUACAAAGGGGGGCUUUGUGUUCUGCUGCCCUCACAGGGUGAUCUACGGCUGGCACGUGAUGCUCCGGGGGGAGAGUCCUCGUGAUCCGUUCGCGGUGUUGUACACCCGCCUCCACCGGCACACACUGCCUUCUUAUGUGAUCUACGAUAAUUCGUGCAAGCUGAGGGCGUACAGUAUGAGGCGAGAGCCUGCAUUCUUUGCUGACGUACGGUUUCUGAUCGACCGGUGA
Klebsormidium nitens is the source of this 1761-nucleotide messenger RNA. The record is from the annotation of a GenBank genome assembly. NCBI's taxonomy places the organism in Eukaryota, Viridiplantae, Streptophyta, Klebsormidiophyceae, Klebsormidiales, Klebsormidiaceae.